UACCUAUCGGUGACGUGUGUGGCCCCCUCUCAGUCCAAAUGGCAAUUCUGUAGGGCAUCGCGCAUUUUAAGGGAUCUCAGCGCUGCUCGGCAUAUAGACACAGGGGGGUAGUGGCGGAGGUGGUGUUUCUGGGCGCGGGGGGCACGGCGCAGGGUGCAGCGCAUCGCUCGCUGUGCAGAGGGACUGCGCGAACAGCCCAGGGCGGCUCUCCGGCUUUGCGCAAACGGCUCCACCUUUAAAAGUGGGCAGUGAUCUCAGCAGCGGGCCGGGCCGCUCGCUCGGGUGGGAUUUCCAGGCGCCGCCAGCGCUCAGCGCUCUCUCUUCGGCCAGAUCUGUGCUUCGUGUCGGCGGCAGCGGGGGUUGCAGUGCGGGAAAAUCGCAUCGGGUCCUGGUAUCUGUCCAUGCCGGUCCAGCAGUGCCACCCCAUCGGAUUAAAUAAGCGAGGAAUGUGGAAAUUACAGAAUGCCCAACAGCGCUGGAAAGAGGUUUAAACCCACCAAAUAUAUCCCGGUAUCCACUGCCGCCACUCUUCUGGUUGGAUCUACCACUUUAUUCUUCGUUUUCACGUGCCCCUGGCUGACGCAGGCCAUCUCCCUCACUGUGCCACUCUACAAUGGCGUCGUCUUCCUCUUCGUGCUGGCUAACUUCAGCAUGGCCACCUUCAUGGACCCCGGCAUGUACCCCAGAGCCAAUGAGGACGAGGACAAGGACGACGACUUCCGUGCCCCACUCUACAAGAACGUGGAGGUGAAGGGCAUCCAGGUGCGCAUGAAGUGGUGUGCAACCUGCCACUUCUAUAGGCCUCCGCGCUGCUCCCACUGCAGCGUGUGUGACAAUUGUGUGGAGGACUUCGACCAUCACUGCCCCUGGGUAAACAACUGCAUUGGGAGGCGGAACUACCGCUACUUCUUCCUGUUUCUACUGUCGCUCAGCGUGCACAUGGUGGGCGUAUUCUCCUUCGGCCUGCUCUUUGUGCUGUACCACAUGGACCGCCUAGGUGCCCUCCACACCACCGUCACUCUGGUGGUGAUGUGUGUAGCUGGUCUCUUCUUCAUCCCGGUCAUGGGACUCACAGGUUUCCACAUGGUCCUGGUGGCCAGGGGCCGCACUACCAACGAGCAGGUGACUGGAAAGUUCCGUGGAGGGGUAAACCCCUUCACCCGUGGGUGCUGUGGCAACGUGGAAUACGUCCUAUGCAGCCCACUGGCUCCCAGGUACAUAGUGGACCCCAGUAAGAAGGCACUGGUCUCCAUCCAGCCACCCUUCCUUCGGCCCACCCUCUCAGACCGGCAUGUCACCGUCAAGAUCAAUGACAACGGCAUCCACAGCAGUAUCCUGCGCUCCAAGUCCAAGGGCAGCUUGGAUAUGCUGAACGACAAGCCGCUGGAGACGGGCCCACCUCUGCCCCCUAAAGCCGACAAAUACCGGGAGCUGAAGAGCCAUCUGACCUCCAGUGAAGAUGGCUCCCUCUCCAACAAGCCCGUCCACCCGUCCACUCCAGCCAUGUACAAGUAUCGACCCUCCUUCGGCACAAUCCCCAAGGUGCACUAUCACACGGGUGGUGAGAAGAUCUCCAUGCAGGAGGAGCGUGGCCCUGGAUCCAUCGCGGAGGAGAGCGGCCAUGCACCUGAUUACCGCUCGGAGCCCAACCUGGAGCUGCCCGAGUGCUCAAACCCCUCGCUGCACCGCAGCUUCCGGUCCUCCCCGCUGCAGCUGGACUCGCUGAGUCUGAAGCAGGCGUACCAGCGCAGGGACGAAGCACGACUCUGCGGCCUGGAGCCCGAGAUGGUGGCCAGUAUGGCCGACGCCCCCUGCAGGCCCGUCUUCUCCUCCAACACUCUGUCUAAUCGCAAUGGCAGCCUGUCCUACGACAGCCUGCUGGGGCCCGGUGUAGCCCUGUCCGCCGGCGAGUGCCUGAGCCGGGCCACCCGCUCGCCCUACCUGCCCGCCAGGGCCCCACCGCCCGCCUACAGCCCUGCUGCCGCCCACCGCUCGCUGCCACCCAGGGACCCGUCACCGGUGCGCUAUGACAACCUCUCCAAGACCAUCAUGGCUUCCAUCCAGGAGCGCAAGGAGCUGGAAGAGCGGGAGAAGCUACUGCAGCCACGCGGGCGAUCCCAGACGCCAGCCGGCUACCCCGCGGAUGCCGAUGCACGGGACAGCCCUGGGGGCCGCAGUUUACCACCGGCUGGCUGCUACCACGAGGGCCUGAGCUCUCGUGGCCUCACGCCGCCCACGUACGGCUCCAGGGACAGCCUGGUGGGUGGGGCCACGGCCUAUGCGGGCAGGGCGGCCGGGCUGCGCGGCUCGGUCACGUCGCUGCCGCGCGCACCCAGGACUGCCGACGGCAGCAUGGUCUUGCAGGGCCAGCCCGGUGAGCCCCCCUAUCGGUCCCCAGGCCACCAGCCUCACCGCUCCCCCGCCGCCCUGCCCCGGUCCCCUCCCUACACCCGGCACAGCCCCCUCCCCAUCAUCAGCGCCUUGGAGCGGACAGACUCGCCCCCUCUGUGCCCCAGAGAGGAGAUCCAUGGGAAAAUGGCUCAUGGUAAAAUUAACGGGCAGCCCAAAGACCAGUCACGCCUGGGGCCCACUGCCAUUGGCCAAGGUGUUCCCCUUAGUCCCGGCCGGCAUGCUAAUGUCAAAAAGGUGUCUGGCGUUGGCGGGACCACCUAUGAGAUCUCCGUCUGAAAGCAGGACUCCAAGCCAACCAAAGCUGCCACUGUCACAGCAGCUAACGCCACCGUGCUACAGAGAAAGGGCUCUUUUACUUUCUCUUGCUUAUGUAAGACUGUCGACCAAGUGGCCACGAGCGGCCUUAUCUUCUGGAACAUUCUGUCAGCCUGGGCGACUUCGGCUCUCUCUUCCCGACACUAGUUGCGAGUUGCCUGGCCGUCCUUCCUCUGCUCUUGCUCCUCUUGUCCUCCUGGUUCAUGUCUGUCGUCGCCCGAUGGCCAUCUCGGAUGUGUGACGGGGCAGCUGGUUGGACGUGACCGCUCUUGAUGCUCUGACUCGCCUAGUCUCUUUGCCCUGUCUGUCACGUCUGGUUCUCGCAUUCUUCAGUCUUCGUACAGUAAGGUCAGCACAUCACAUAAGGGGGGUGACCUCAGACCUCUGAGUCCUGAGAUCCAUCUAACGCACAGGAAGGCCCAUAUCCAUUCAUGGUCCCUCAUUUCUGUGGUAACAUAAGUCAUCUGCCUUUUUGGGACGUCACAGACAAACGCACACAGAAAUCUGUUACCAUCAUGGGUCUCACUGCUCAGGACCCCGAAGGUGCUCGAAGGUGUCUGCAUCUAUGCCUGAAUGUCUGUGUGGUUUUUAUUUACCGUUUUUUUUUUUUUUGGUAGAUUAUGUUGAUUAGCUUGCGGGUACCAGCUUGGAAACAGGUGACGGCUGUUUGUGGUGAGUAAUAUUGUUUACAGGGACAUACACAGUCCAGGAGCGAAAUGUUUUUAAAGUCGUGUCAUUUGGCUGUACUGAGGCUGUUCCCCUGGAUCAUCCAGCCCUUCGAUAAGAAUGUCUACAGUCAGUGUUCCUUUUAUGUUUUUUUUUUUUUCCUCUUUUGCCCCCGCCGCCCC
Molecule: messenger RNA, 3575 nt
Organism: Brienomyrus brachyistius
Lineage: Eukaryota; Metazoa; Chordata; Actinopteri; Osteoglossiformes; Mormyridae
Gene: zdhhc8b
Product: zinc finger DHHC-type palmitoyltransferase 8b
Exons: 11
Coding region: 463-2688 (741 amino acids)
Biological process (GO): protein palmitoylation
Molecular function (GO): palmitoyltransferase activity
Source: RefSeq, a predicted model, not a curated record